Moesziomyces aphidis is the source of this 6282-nucleotide messenger RNA. NCBI's taxonomy places the organism in Eukaryota, Fungi, Basidiomycota, Ustilaginomycetes, Ustilaginales, Ustilaginaceae. The record is from the annotation of a GenBank genome assembly.
AUGAUCGACGAGCUCGUCCACCACUGCAUCAACGAGAUCGGCCUGGAUGGCGAGGCCGGCACCGAAAUCAACCGCCUCACCUCCUUCAUCUGCCAGUUCCAUGCCGACCACUCAUCGCGCUCUCAGCUCCCAGAUCAGCUUGUAGAUGCCUCCUACCUCGCCUUUGUCUUUCGACAGCUCAUCGCGCAUCCGGACGUCAACGUUGGUCUCUUUGUAGCCGGCGUGCCGCAACGUGAGGGCGCAAGAACCGGCAUCACGAAGCGCAAAGCGUCUGCGCCAAACACACCCACUACAAAGCGAGAAUCGCAGCAUCAGCCUGUAGCUCCCGAGUAUGACUGGGUCGAGACUCUCGACCCGUCGCCCGCCGAACAUCAUGGCCUCCCACAGCUGCAGAGCGCCCACGGAGACCGUCUACGCCUCGUCUUGCAACCGGCCGCCAUCAAGCGUCAGCUCGUCGGCGCAGACGACAUCUUCCUCCCGCCGUCAGCAUACAAUGUGCUCCAGAUCAUCUGUCGCUCUCGCCAAACGCCCGUCCUCAGCACCGACAUCGGAUCCGCAAUCCAUACCGACCAGAAAACCGUCUACUACAUCUGCAAACGCCUCACCGAUCCCGGUCUUAUCGUCAAGAUCAAGGCGCGCGAAACUGGCACCACUGCAAGCUAUUUCAUUGCAGCUCGAUUCCAGGACAGCUGCGACCUCUUGAUCCAGCAGCGCAACGCAGAGAUCACAACCGACUCGCAUCAGUCCGACAUCGCAUCAGGGCCUAUGCUGCCUAUGCUCACAGAUCUCGCCUCCUCUUCGCGCCUCCCCACACCGCAGGUCGACAUUCCCAGCAAUCAGCCUGACGUCGAUGCCGAGUCGGAUCAAGAAGAAGCACAACCCGCGUCCGGUCCCAUCAUCACAGUCAAAGACGAAGAAUCGCAAGCCAUCCAGCUUGCCGACAUCCAAGGCCAGGGCAAUGCACACGUCCCCCUCCAGACGCUCGCUCCCACCUUUCAGCACGUCGACCCCGGUAAGGCUCGGCUGUGGAUGAGCAGCAGACCCGAGCUCGUGCGCUUCCGCAUCUAUCUCCUCUGCAACUCCACCAACUCCAAGAUCACCAAGCGCCACGGCCUCGUCCACCGCAUCAACAUCGCCUACAACCUCUCGCUCAAAAGGAUAUUUACCAACGUCCUCGAGCACGCUAUCGUAGAUGGCUUCCUCGAGGUCGUCCAGCUCCUCAUCGCCAGCACAGGCCGCACCUCCCGCGGCCUCCGCAUGACCCACAAGGGCCUCGAAGAGAUGCAAAGCAUGCUACAAGGCGACUUUGACGAUCCGGCUUCGCUCGAGGAGCAGCAACGCGCCCGCAAGCUCAACGCCGCCUUGCAGCAGGAUCUCGACAGGUUCGAGUCGCGUCUGCCUCGCGAGCUCACCCUGGAGCGCUGGAUGUACGAGGAGGUGGCGCGCGCCGGCCCUUCCGGUCGCACCGCGGCCCAGCUCAUGGCAAAGCUCAACGCCGCCGGCCACUUUUCCCGCGUCAUCGACCAGAUCAUACUGCGCGCCGAAGAUGCCGAUGGCGAGCCUUCCAUGAACGACCUCCGCAUCCGCACCUUUCAUGAGCACAGCCUUCGCAUACGCAGCUCGAAACUCUUCAGCAACCACGCAUGGGUCCUCCAAUCUGCCAACGAUGGCUAUCUCGAGCAGCAAGACCGCGACCGCCUCGCGCUCGCCGGCGGACCGUCGUGCUUCCAUCAACAGUCGACUGCCUGGGACGAACCGGCUCAGAUCAACCAGCUCGUCGCCUCGUUCAGCCAGGAAAUCGCCACGCCCGACAAACGUCUGGAGCCGCCCAGAAGAGGUCGUCCGCCGAAGAGACGAGCCGAACCCGAUCUGAACACUCCUCCCAAAAAGAGAGGCCGACCGCGUAAGAAUCCGGUCCCAGUCGAUACUGCCGAGCCGAGCCCACUUGCCGCGGACGCCAACAACGACGCCAUUGCCUCGUCGUGCGCUACACCCUUGCCAACAGAGGGCAUCGAGCAAACGCCCGACCUGUCGGACACGCCGAUGGAGAGGGCUACUUCUACCCUGGAAGUUGUUGAGCACAGCGUCGAGCCUGCGGACGAGUUCCGACCUGAGCCUGCUGUGCCAGACUCGCCAGCAGCUGGAGCGGCCAAGCGUCGGGAGCGGCGCCUUGUGCAGGAGCAGAGCGCCCGCCGACCCACCUCACUCCUCGCUACGGCUCCUGUCGUACGCCCGUCGACGAUGCACAUCGACGAAGCAGCUGAGGCAAGGCCUGCUGAUACUGCAGAAGCGACUCAGCAUGAAGCAGAGCGAGACAGUCAGAUGGUUGCGCACGAGGAUCAUCCGAAUCCUACGACGUCGAUGUCUGAAGGCAAUCUUGGCAAUGUCGCGGAUCUGCUCUCGAAUCCUACCCGACCCAAGAUCGAGGCCGAGUGGGGGUCCGUUGCCACUCCUGCUUCAAAGAGCGUAUUCGAGGCCGGAUCGACACCGACGACUUCGGACCGCAAGAAACGGACAAACUUGACCCAGCUGCGCAGCGCACACACUCUCGUCCAGUGCAUCCGCGAGGCGGGUGGCGCGAUGGAUGCGCUCUUGAUUCCGGAACAGCUGUCGAGCUUUGUGGAGCGGCACGGCUUUACCUCGGAGGCGCAGCUGGUCAAUCUGCGAGACAAGAAGGUCAGAGACAAGGCGAUUGCAGCUGCGGUCAACAACGAUCUGCUCCGUCGUACCUACGUCCGCAUCGAUCGGCCAAGCGCCCCGCACCCCCGACGUCAGAUCAUCUACCUCCCCGAUUUGCCGCAGCAGACGUUGCAUGCCUACUGCGACGCGGUCAAGACGGAGCGCCAGGGCUGGUUCGACACGAAGGCGAGCAUAAGGACUCUGACGAAUGUGAUCGACAGCGUCGAGGUUGGUUCGAUGGAUGCACUCCAUGUAGACAAGCCUUGGCACCAGUCGGAGCCAAUGCGGCUCGCGGAUCUGCCAGCCGACAUGGCACAGCUCGCUCCGCUCCGUCAGCCCUUCCGAGACGUCACGAGCGUGCACCGACAGCACCUCGGCUUCCUCAGCGGCGAAAUGCUUCGGCUCAAGGCGUUCCAUCACGCGUGUGCGCACUUCCUUCGACUGCGAGCGUCGACCCCCGAGAUCCCCGGUGCCGUCUCUGGGGACGGCGCUACACUGCCUCUCAGCUUCUUUUGGACCGACGCACCGUUGGAUCUGUACCUCGGGCUGGUCGCAGUGCGGCAGAUGUCCGAGCCGAUCGAGCAGAUGGCGCUCGAUCCGAACGUGCGUCGUCUGCCGAUGCAUGCGCUGCCACUGGGCCUCGCGACUGCCCUUGGGCUCGCCAAUGGCGUUCCUGUCGAGGUCAAGGUUGCACUCUACAGCCUCGCCUCCCAACUCUCCAAACUUGGCGUGCUCGAUAUCCAUCCAGCUUCCCACGAUGCUCAAGAGCAGCUCGACACCCCCAGCGGCGAUACCGUCUCGUUUACGGUUUCUGUCGAGCCUCGGGCUCGGGUCGCGCGGUACAACUGGCUUGCGGAGGAAGCAGAGAAGCCGUUGGUCGAAGUGCUCGACGUAGGUCUGGACGCCGACAAGAUCAAUCGGUUCUGGGCCAGGAUGCAGGCUUCUUGCCUCAGUCCAAACAGGAGCAAGGCACUGUUGGCUAACGACGAUGCACAGGAAGGCUCCGAGGGGCUCACUGCAGGCACAGCUGUGCACGACUUGAGGCCCGGAGACAUCGUCGAUCCAUUCAAGACUUUGCCGGAAGAGCUCAUGUUUGCGCUUAAGGCGAACAAGUCGUGGCGGCCUUUCCACCAGCUUCGACCGUCGCAGAUCAAGUUCUUCCGACGCAUCGACGUGCACGACUGUGCGUCGGCAUCGCAGGAGCACAUUGACAGGCUGGCGUACGCCACGCUCGUGCCCCAGAGCGUGGUGCGCGCCGUGCUGGAGCAUCGAGCUCGAUCGGCCCAGGAGCCCGAGGAUCCAGACGUUGCCCCGCAUCAGAGCAGGCCGCGCUUCACCUGGCCGCUGCGGCUGUCUACCAUCUCGCUCCCGACCAACGUGUAUAAGCCGAUUGCGGCCGCAGCCUCGGUCAAGCGCAAGAAGACGCAGGCGGAGCGCGAGAAGCAGGGCCGCAUGACGACGCUCGCCAAGGCGCGUCAGCUGCGUCAGCGUCGCGAUGAGCAGUUCCAGGCGCUGCUGGACCAGGCAUUCGCCGAGGCACCGUCGGCACACGCGCUGCGGCCCAAGAUCGAGACUGCGCUCGGCGUCAUCCGCAAGAAGUUCGUGGCGGGCGAUGUGCGCUUUGAUGCGGAUGCGGCGCAAAAGGCGAUCGUGCGUGCCAUCCGGUCCGCCACGGGUGUCCGGCUGAUGCCCGCAGCACGCGCUGCGCCAGCCGCUCGGCAGCGACGUCGGGCACGGCAGACGUCUUCGGAUCACGAGGCGGACGCUGGCGAGGCGGACAACAAAGCGACUGGCGGCGGUGUGGCGAGACGCGACCGGCGCGGGCGCCGCAACGUGGACCAGGUCAACUUCUGGACGCCUACGCGCAAGGAGCUUCUGCGCGAUGCGGCGGUGAUCCUGCGCGUGCGCGACGAGGUGCGUGGGCGCUCGGACUGGACGGCGCUGCUGCAGGUGAUCGAGCCCGAAGAGCGCACCAAGACGCGCAGCGUCAUCAUGGCGCAGUGGCGCAGCCAGUACCAGCGCAUGCGCACGCUCUACGGCGAAGAGGCGUACCUCGCUGCGCUCGAGUCGCGCUGGGUGCCCGUGUACCUCGCUGCGCGCCAGGACGGCAGGCUGCAGGACGCCGAUUUCCCCUCGGCAACGAACUUCGAUCUGGUCGCACAGAUCGAGCUGCUGCGCAGCAGCAUCGACAAGAACGAGGUGCAGCGCUCGCUGACCAAGCCGACGGCGCGCCAUGCGCUCCCGGCGGUGCUGACCGAGGCGAGCGACUUCACCGCGAGCUGGAAGGAGGAUCUGGUCGAGGAGCCGGUGGAGAGGAGGUUCGAGGCGUUCUUCAGCACCGAGGUGGGCGUCACCAGUCGGCGCUUGGAGAAGCUUCUGGGCACUGCGCUCGGUAGCGAGCAGGCCGAUAGCCCCACGCAGCGCGAUGCGUCGAUCGAGGAGCUUAUGGCCGAAUGUGCGGUGCGCAUCGUCGUCGCCACUUCGUCCGCAGAGACGGACGUGGACGCUGCAUCUGGGUCCACCGAGCACGUGGUGGAUGAAGCGAUCAAAGCCGACUUCUGCAGCUCGGUGGGCGACGCACGGAUCGAGGCGGCCAUAUCGCGCAUGCUGGACGCCAAGCUGCUGCGCGCGGUCAGCAGCGACCCUGCGCUCCGGCGGCGGCCGGGAACGAACUUUGUGCUGGGCGACGAGAUGCAGAAGCUGCUAGCGGACGGUAGUGCGCGGUUCAUUCUGGGCGCGGGGGAUCUCGAGGCUUCGGUGACGCACCGUCGUUGGGCGUGGGAGGAGCUGUGCGCAGCUGAGGAGGGGAUGUAUGUGCAGCCGGUCGAGACGGACGGGGAGGCAGCAGCGAUGAUGGUGCUCAUGGAGAUGGGGGCCGUCGAGGCGCAUGUGGAGACGGGCGCGUUUGAGGCGCUCCGGCAGAAUGCGGCGUUCAACGCACGCGUGCUGAACGAUGAGGACCUCGAGAGCCUCAUCCACGUGCGUGCGGGAGCGGGCGCGUUGAGGGUACUAGAACGCGCCGUGUUGACGCUUCCACCCAUUCCGAGCGACAGCGUGCUGGACUGGCUCGAUAGCGCAGACUUGCGCACGGAGUGGAACGCGCAGUGUGAGGAGGCACCGGAUGUUGGCGCGUGUGCGAGGACGCUGAUGGAUGCUGGACCGGCGGGGUUGGUACUGCCUCAUCUGGCGUAUUCGGCGGUAUCGCGACUCGUGGCGGGUUCGCGACCACUGGCGUUCUUCUCACCACUCUCGGCACAGCCAGUACUGGUAGCUAGCGUCUAUGUCCACGCAUACACACUGCACGCGCCGUCGCGCACACUGCCACACGCAUGGACGACGCUGCAUCCCACUCCGCACCCCACAUCGACCCGACUCUGGCGCUCGCUCCUCGAGCACUGUCUUGCCCUCGUGCGGCAGAGACCGGGUAUGUCGUUCAGCGCCCUCGCGCGGCGGUUCGAGCCGCGGACAGGCGCACCUGCUGUAAGCGCCGCCGACGUCUGGCUCGCCAUCACCGCGCUGUGCGACGCCCAGGCCGUAGUUGCUCAGCACGAUCUCUCACUGCAAGUCCACCCCACACGUCCACUCGCCGCAUUCGCAGCCUAA